Molecule: messenger RNA, 2643 nt
Organism: Rasamsonia emersonii CBS 393.64
Lineage: Eukaryota; Fungi; Ascomycota; Eurotiomycetes; Eurotiales; Trichocomaceae
Product: Rhomboid protein 2
Exons: 11
Coding region: 1-2643 (880 amino acids)
Biological process (GO): attachment of GPI anchor to protein
Cellular component (GO): membrane; GPI-anchor transamidase complex
Molecular function (GO): serine-type endopeptidase activity
Source: RefSeq, a predicted model, not a curated record
AUGGCUACUCCGAGCGCCCUUCCUCCUUUCCCCUUCGAUCCGACCCGCGUACGAUCCUACGUCGUUCGAUUACCGCUGUUUACGCGACUCGUUCUCCUGGUCAUUGUUGCGUUCUUGUUGCUCGAGAUACAGUCGGUAUGGAGUGUGGUGAGAUGGGGUGCCUUGGUCCCAGAUGAGAUGGGGAUUCGAGGAAUGUAUCGACUCAAUACCUACCCCGUCAUCCAUCUAGGGUUUUUCCACGCCUUCCUAAACGUCUUGGCUCUGACGCCCCUGCUUGAGCGAUUCGAGGCGGAACAUGGGACUUUGACGGCGCUGCUCUUGUUUGUUGGACACGGAAGUAUCAUUGCUGACCUCCACGACAGCGUUUGGGUCUUUUUGCUCCUAGGAUCUGAAGCCAUCAAGACGUUCCGGGCCAAUCCAUAUUUCCUUCGGACUUGGAUACCUUCGAAUCUUCUUUCCAUCAGAGGUGGUCAUCCGCUGGAUCGAAGUAAAAUUAAAUCUUCUUGGUCGACUUCCGCAUUACGUGUCAGUAGACCAGAAGACACACGGCCGGUACGGCAUUCUUCCAACGACCUCGACGGUAGAGCCGACUGUAGCCAUGAGCUAUAUUGGGUCCUCGCAACGGUUAGGACCAUGAAAGCCCUCGGUGCAAUGUACUUCAAACAAUCACUUCAUGGCCAUAGUGGGACGGAGUUCCCACAGGUCGCUCUCUCUAUGGCGUUAAUAUCGCCGUCACUGGUCCGCAAAUUGCGCAACGACCCGUAUUUACUGUUUGCGCGGUUACCCCCCUUCGUCUCGUUUAUCUGCAUCAUUGUCGGCGUCGUCUGGCUGCUGCUGCUUCCACUCAACGAGUACUCGCGGCAGACGUACAUCUCGGAGAAUGCGCUACUGCCGGGACAGGUCCAUACGUACUUCGGGGGCAGUGAACAGAACAUCUUUCGGGGCUAUAAGAAGGAGUUGGAGGGGUUGCUGAUCGCCGACGAAGAGAAGGGGAGACAUGGAGAGACUGCGCCGGUGGUGUCGGAGAAGUUGCAGUCCAUAUUUCGGGCAUCCGGCCUGAAGGUCGCCACGCAGAACUACGAAUAUCACUCGGCGGGUGCGGUACACCAGGGGCAGAAUGUCUAUGCCAUCAUUCAAGCACCGCGGGGGGAUGCCACUGAAGCGAUUGCUCUGGUGGCGUCUUGGAGGACUGUCGAUGGCGAGUUGAAUCUAAAUGGCGUGGCCUUGGCCCUGACGUUGGCCAGAUAUUUCAAGAGAUGGUCUCUGUGGUCAAAGGACAUCAUAUUCUUAAUUACCCCGGAUAGCAAAUCUGGGACGCAGGCGUGGAUCGACGCCUAUCAUGAUAUGCACCCACCGUCCGUUCAGGCCCUGCCCUUGAAGAGCGGCGCGUUGCAAGGAGCCUUGGUCAUAGAAUAUCCGUUUGACCAUCGCUUUGAGUCUCUGCACAUUGUUUACGAUGGCGUCAAUGGCCAAUUGCCCAACCUGGAUCUCUUCAACACGGCUGUUUCCAUCGCCAGUGGCCAGAUGGGCAUCAGCGCCAACCUCCAGGAGAUGUGGGAGCACGACGACAGCUACGAGAAGCGACUGCAGACGAUGCUCCGGGGCAUGGUGAAGCAAGGCCUGGGCCUGGCGACCGGAGCUCACAGCAGCUUCAUCCCAUACCACAUCGAUGCUAUCACACUGCAGACGAAAGGCAAUGGCUGGCAAGAUGAGAUGGCGUUGGGCCGAACCGUCGAGAGUCUCUGCCGCAGCUUGAACAACCUCCUGGAGCAUCUACACCAGAGUUUCUUCUUCUAUCUCCUCAUGCAGACUAACCGCUUUGUCAGUAUCGGGACCUACAUGCCUAGCGCAAUGCUGAUCGCUGCCAAUUUCACCAUCAUGGCCGUCGCAUUGUGGCUGAGGAGUGGAUACAAGGCCGCGAUAUCUCCCUCUUCCCCGAGCACUCAAGGUUGUGCCGAUGAGAAGAAAUCGGGUCAAGGACAUGAUGCCCAAAAGUCAAAACCGUCGACGGAUGCAGAAGACAACGGGCUGAAUGGCGUCCUGGAGCGACAGCUCGCUCUGCCUCUGACCUUGGUCACGGGACUGCACUUCCUGGGUGUUGUUCCCUUGUACAUUUUUAACACGAUCUCGUCCCAGUACUUCACCACCGCGACUUACGCAUUCGUCGUUAUCAGCGCCGUUCUGCCUCUGAUCUUCGCCGUCCUGCUGACCCAUGGCCCCAACGGAUCCGCGCCGACUCCGCAGCAGUAUUUGCUCAUCAAGUCCUUCUCGCUGCUCCUUCUGGGCCUCUUCCUGUCGGCCCUGGCGACCUUGAACUUCUCGCUCUCGUUCAUGAUCGGCCUCGUCUGCGCGCCGCUGAGCUUCAUCGGCCGCAUCCCCAAACAUCCCGAAUCCAACAAGCCCAGGGUCAUGGUGAAUCUGACCACCGGUCUUGGCCUGCUGCUCAUGAACCUGCUCUCCCCGCCUGCCGUACUGCUGGCGGCAUGCUGGUACACGGGCAUCCCCGUCUCGACCGUCCUGACAGAGGCGGCUUUCGGAUGGGACGUAUGGGGCAUGUGGACGCCUGUGGUGGUGUGUGUAGCGUUCUUCCAAUUAGUCAUUCUUGUUACUUUCAUCCCUAGAGAAAAGAGGGAAAGACGAUAG